AUGUCCUGGGUCAUGCCGGGUGACAACCCGCUGUCUGUGGAUCCCAGCGUUCCGGAUGGGGCUACGUCUGCUGAUUACUGCUGCUACGACAUCUUCGAGACCACGGAAACAGUAUGCGGGGCUGGGGUCGAAGCUCCGUGCCGCAUGCCCCAGGAGUUCGAGACAAAAGUGGACACUUGCGGUGUGGACGGCAUCGAGGGCCUUGCUGGACCCGCGAACACGUGCUGCCCCCUUGGCUGCGCAAAUUGCGUAGGGAUAGGGUGCGGCGAUCAGCACAUCUCAUACGUGUUCCCUGGCGAACUUCCGUGGAGUACUACCGCACCGGAGGGUUCGGCAACCCAGGAUUUCUGCUGCCAAUCUGCCUUCAGAGACGUUGGGGAAUGCGGCGUGGAUGGUGCCGAGCCUCCGUGCAUGAUUCCUGAGGUGGUGGAAACCCUGCCCCCACGGGACCUUCCCGACGACACCUGCGGCGUUGUUGGCAUCCAAGGCGUUCGUACCGGCGACAAAUGCUGCCCCUUGGGCUGUGGGCAAUGCGGAGAUACCGGAUGUGGCUCGAUCGACAUGGGCUACAUCACCCCGUACCUCGACCACGAACCUGCCUCCAACGCUACGUCCACGUCCUACUGCUGCACGAGCUCGUUCACCGUCAACUCUCCUACCUGCGGAGACGGAGUAUCUCCCCCGUGCCUAAUUGCUGCUGAGGAUCAAGUCACAGAGACAGUCACCGCCACCCUUGCCCCCGAAGUCGCCUCCAGCUUGAUUGACAACUGCGGCCUUCCAGACAUCCCUGGCAUCAUGGAUACCUCCGGAACCCGUUGUUGCCCACAGGGGUGCGGAAUGUGCGGUGGUGUGGGGUGCGGGUUAGUCGACAUGAACCUAGUGGCUCCUACUGUGGAAGGUGAUGUCCCCAUCGACGCCAAAUCGGGUGAUUACUGCUGCACGUCUGGGGUGGACACAAGAGACGUCACGUGUGGGACUGGGACGGGUGAUGAUGAGGGCUACCCUCCUUGCUUCAUUCCGGCUGGCACAGGGACAGUCACCGCCACCCUUGCCCCCGAAGUUUCCUCGAACUUGAUUGACAACUGCGGCCUUCCAGGCAUUCCUGGCAUCAUGGACGCCACCGGAACCCGUUGUUGCCCACAGGGGUGCGGAAUGUGCGGUGGUGGUGGGUGCGGGUUAAUCGACAUGAACCUAGUGGCUCCUACUGUGGAAGGUGAUGUCCCCAUCGACGCCAAAUCGGGUGAUUACUGCUGCACGUCUGGGGUGGACACAAGAGACGUCACGUGUGGGACUGGAACGGGUGAUGACGAGGGCUACCCUCCUUGCCUCAUUCCGGCUGAUUUCGCUGAAGACACCUGCUACGUGGAAGGCGUAGAAGGGGUGUCCGACGAUGGUGUGUAUUGCUGUCCCCUGGGAUGUGGCCAGUGCGGAGGGGAAGGAUGCGGUGCAAUUCCAGUGGUCAAUAUCUUCCCCGAUGGAAGGGAGCUGCCGGAAGACGCCACCGCUUCGUCGUACUGCUGCCUAAAAGCCUUCGUGGAUAUUGAAGUGGUGUGUGGCGAUCCGGGGGUCGAGCCUCCGUGCAUGAUCCCUGAAGGAACGUCGCGCCCACCUGUCGCUGCCCCUGUGGAUACUGGUGAUGGGAGCGGAAGCGGAAGCGGCGGUGGCAAUGACACUGGCAUCACCGAUGGCCCCGAUCGUGUUGUUGGCGGCGGGUCUACUCCCUCCCCCUCCGCCAUGGAAACGAUGGACUGCAAGACCAUCUCUGUUAUUGUCGACGAACUGCAGCAGUUCGACGGCAUCUACCACAUGAUGGCCGGUAUGAACGAGACGCUCUUCCUCAAGAACGACAGCAGCGCUAUCAUGAGCCACGUGCCCUACGAAGGAGCGGCGACAAACACGACGUCGACGACCACGACCGCCCUGAAUGCCACCUCUGAAUGCGGUUACUGGAUAUUGGCAGAAGCAACGGGCAACUCUUCAUUGACUGUGCAAGACUGCGCCACCAACCCGGACGACAUUGACACGGCCAUGUGGUGGAUGGUGGAAGGCACCACCGAGGCUACACCCGAACACGCCGUGGAGGUCAUGGUGGAAUGCGUGGAUAUGCCUUCCACGCCUUCCACGCCUUCCCCCGCAAGCACUGGUGGUUCGGGGGGUUCUCUACCGGACGGAGAAGAAGGAGACGGUGUCGGAGUCACAGAUGGCGACGGAGAGGAGGGAGGUGGCAAUGGCGACGGAGGGGACGGCUCCCCCACCCCGGCUCCUGCUGACGACUCGACCGGCGGCGCUCAAGACAGGAGCGUUGACCCGGGCGACGCGGCCAACACGGAGGACGACGCUCCGUCCUCUAGCAGCAAGGGCGGCCUUAGCACCGGCGAGGCUGUCGGGGUUGGGGUCGCCUGUAGUGUUGUGGCGGUUGUGGGUGCGGUGGGUCUCACCCGUUGGGCCAAGGGUGGCGGGUAA
This is a messenger RNA of Ectocarpus siliculosus, 2463 nucleotides long. Lineage: Eukaryota; Phaeophyceae; Ectocarpales; Ectocarpaceae. The record is from the annotation of a GenBank genome assembly.